UCUGUCGGAGUCGUGCUGCAAGUCUGCAGCUAGCAGAUCGGUAAUUGUCUGUAUCUUCGCUCUUGGAAAACGAAAGCGCGAGUUUAAAUCAAAGUCGUCAUAUGUCUAAGGGGUGUAACCUAUUGCGAAGAACAUGUUGCCGACGCAAAACAGGCAUUAUUAUCAUUUCCUCCUCGUCCUCCAAAUGAUCCCACCUUUCAAAACGAUGCGCCAUUCCAACCGUUAUUUUACGGAGGACUUUACACCCACUAAGGGCUAGGUGUAAGAUUUAAGUUGUAACUUAUGACUACGUUGGAACUUUUUAAGUUGGUGCAACGCUUAAAUAUUAGUAGCGCGUAAACUCCGACCUAAAUUAGUAGAUACGUUCAAACUAGGCUACGUUUGAAUGUAUGCAUAGCUGGUGCAACCCAGUGCUGGCCACCCCUUGGCCACCCCAUAUAUAAAAGUCAGCGGCGUAACAAUGACUUGGCGGGCCCGAGUGCAGAUCUCACCAACGGGCCCCUUGACCGACCUAUCGUCAGGCGAAAUGAUUGAGUGUUGAGCUUAGCGAGGCGCAUGGAAAUGUACUUAUUAUCAGUGUUGCGUCUGAACACGUUAAUGAAGUCGUUCAUAAUUUUGGUGAACGUGAACUGAACGUAGCCUACUGUAUUAGGCUACUGCCUGAUGAACAUACUGUGCAGUGGACGCAUUAAUUCUGGUGUCUGUGAAUGGCACGUUCACUCUUUUUAUUUCGUUUAAUAAGGUGCCAGAUUUCUAGAGACUUCCAGACACACCGUUAACAGUCUUGUGUCCAGGGUUGCCCAACCUGUCAAUCGCUGCGUGUGCUUUCUUUCUUUCUUCUACUGUCUAUGCCUGGCAAGUGUGAGAACGCCGAAUUGCGUAGAGGCAGAGAGCGGUAUUGCAGACGGCAGCCACAUAAUGAAAAAAAGAACUGAACUAACCUAGUUCAUUAUUUGGAGCUUUGAACUUAGUUCAACAUUUUGAAUUAUUAACUAUGAACUGAACUAGUUCAUGUAGAAAGUGAACUUUCCCAACACUGCUUAUUACAAUACACAUUGUGAAUUGAUUGGUGAAUGUUUGAUUUUAUUUUUGUUGGCUAGAUAUGCUGGCUUAACGUUUAGCCUAUCUAGCUAUUUUACAACAACAUCCUGCACAUUGUUUUCAAUAUCUAACCUGGCUGUUGCUUUAUGCCUAUACGUGCAUUUAAUGACGUUUGAUAGCCAUGUCUAAAUGCAUUCAAUGGGCUAUACCAGACAGUAAACGUUAGCCUACCCUGCUGGCUGAGUUUCACUCAUUGCUGUUGGGCUGGGGGUCAGACGUAGCGUCCUCUUGAACACCUCGCCACAAAUCCAAAUGAAGAUAAUUAUGCCAGCUUUGCCACCCUUUCAUCCUGCUCUUUGCGUUCGUGCCGCUUCCUGCAGCCACUUUUGUGUUUUUGAAUGAAGGGCAUGGGGUAGCCUACUUACCGCAAUUACUCAACACGCAACGCAAUGCAACACAACAGGAUGGCAAACGAUCACAACGUGUGGGUGGGCUAUAGAAUCUUUGACAACAUAUUACCCAGACAAUAUUACUUAAUAAAAACGAAAUUUGUUUCAUUAAGCAAAAGGCAAAUGAGGCAAAGAUAAUUAUUUGCUGUUGUUAAGACUGAAAAUUUUUAUUGGGAAGCUGAAAAUAACUGACACCAUAAUUGAGAAAUGUUUAAGAAUUGAUCGGACUGGAUCAUAUGUUAAACUUUCUGUGAUUUACGAGGAGCGAGGGGCCCGGUCAGUUCUUCAGGUAGAGUUCUCACUUGAGAUCGAGGACGGGCCCCCUUUCGCCACGGGCCCUAGUGCAGCUGCACUCCCUGCACUCCCUAUAGUUACGCCACUGAUAAAAGUCUGUAGAGAAGUAGCCUAUAUGUGCGUGUCUGUUUUUGGGUCCUCACUGCUCAGACACUUCAUAAGCAUGUUGAUGAGCUCAAAUUAUGGCCAUUCUAAUAACUUUGAUUUUCUCUUUUAUUUUUUUGUUCAAACAAGAACACUGGCUUCUUGUCUGGCAAAGACCCCUUCUACAGCAGAGAGAAAGGAAUUCAUCUUGGACCUUACCAGAACCUUAAUUGAGGCAGACAUACCACUUGAAAAGGCCCCAAAAUUGUCAACUUUUCUGCAAAAACACUGCAAGCAGGGUGGGUCUAUUCCAGCACCCUCCCACCUGCGCACAGAGGACCUGCCAGAGCUUUAUCCGCAAUAUGAGCAGGACAUCAAAGAUGCUGUAGCCGGAAAGGACAUCUACAUUGUCCUUGAUGAGACCACAGAUGCUUGUGGUAGAUGUGCACUGGCCAUCCUGCUCCAACCAGUGGGUGAGCGAGCUGUUGUAGCAGACCUGGCUUUUUUUGAAAAAGUCAACUUCACCACUGUGUCCCAGGCUGUCAUUUCCUGUCUCAACAACUUUGCAGUCGACUUCAACAGAGUUUGGGCCUUUGUGAGUGACUCAGCUAGCUAUAUGAAGAAGGCCUUCACUUGCAUCCUAGAAGGUCUCUUUCCAAACUCCAGACAUAUAACCUGCUUUGCCCACCUCAUUAACCUGGUGCUGGAGGUUUUUCCGGAAGUGUUUGGUGAGGUAAACAGGCUCUGUGCUCUGGUGAAGAAGGUGUUCUGUCAGGCACCUCAGCGUCGUCUGCAGCUUAGAGCAUUCAUGCUAGAGAAGGGACACUCUUCUGUAAUGCCUGUUUAUGCUGUCCAGACCAGGUGGGGCUCCUGGGUACAUGCUGUAGAGUACUUGGCUGAGUACAUGGAUGUUGUCAGCGACUUCACUGCUACGCUACCAAAAACAGCGAAGUGUGUAAAGGACCUGCUGGAGGAACAAAAGGCCCAGCUGAAAGCCCAGGCAGUGUUCAUUGUGGAACACAGCAGUGAAUUAAUUUCUCUGCUGACCAAGCUGCAGAAGACCUCUGUCCCCAUGGCACAAACCAUCGCCAGCAAGCUGGAGGACCUGCAAAUGCAUUUGAAUAUGGCAGAACAGCAGGAGCAGACGACUGGCGCCCACAUACCAAAGAGCUGCUGCAGGAGCUGCCAGAGGAAGACAGGCUGACCUGCCGUGAGCUGUUCCAGACUGCCCUGGCAGCAUGCUCCACCAGGCUGCUCACCGUGCUGGAGAAGCACCCCUGCCUUGACCUGUUCAGGUCAUUAACCGUCCUUGAUCCAGCCCAGGUGAUAGGGGCAAGACAGGACAUUGAGGACCACGUUGAGGCUAUCCCCUCUCUGAACCAGGGGCCUCAUGUAUAAAGGAUUGCGCAGCUUUCAUACCAGAAGAUGGCGUACGGCCAAAACUC
Molecule: messenger RNA, 3313 nt
Organism: Hypomesus transpacificus
Lineage: Eukaryota; Metazoa; Chordata; Actinopteri; Osmeriformes; Osmeridae
Exons: 1
Coding region: 1900-3072 (390 amino acids)
Source: RefSeq, a predicted model, not a curated record